UAAUUUAUUUUUUUAUAUGUAUAUAUAAUGUUAUACACGCCCUAAGUCUCUGGAAGUAAAGAAAAGACUUUUGCUGACGUUUAUAUAGGGAUACAUCGGGAGUGACCGGACGAACUAACUUUUUGCCAACUCAACGUAACUACAUGUUAUGCAUCGGUGAUUUUAUAAACAGCCAGGUGACUUCCCCGCACCACGACGUACGGACCAAUCAUCGGCUUUGUUGAGUUUGGUUGCUAAUUGCUUUGUGGCCAGGUAUUGAAUCGUCAUUCAAUUCGGAAUUUUUUUUGAAUGAGUAUGUUCCCUCCGUAGCUCUUUAAAGAUGAUUGCAAACGGCAGUAAAAAGAAGAUGUCUAUAUUGUUGACCGUUCUGGUUAUCUUCUUGUCGUUUGCCGUAAAGAGUGGAACAGCAGAUUGCGAUCCUAAUCAUGUCGAGGCAGUUGGAAUGGUGUCUAAAUUGAUUACUACAGCACAAUUGCAUGCAUCUUCAUCCUCCGAUGGUUACCUCCCCUUUAUGGCAAGAGUCGACGGCCCAAAAUCUUGGAUGGCAAACGCAAAUGAUGCAGAACCAUGGUUUUAUGUUGACUUUUCGACAACAUUGCAACUGGUGGAGUUAGAGACACAAGGUUCACCAAGGUCUGACCAAUGGGUGAUGUCAUUUACAAUAUCGUAUGCAAAUUCAAGCGGAAUAUUCAAGAACGUUAUGAACCAAAGUCAUAAUGCAGAAAUCAGGGUGUUUCCUGCAAAUACUGAUCGUACUACAAAAGUCAAAACGGUGCUUCCAGAAGAAAUCUCAGUCCGUUAUCUUCGCAUCCAUCCCAAAACGUGGUCGGGUAGGCCUGCUUUAAGGCUGGAAUUCUUCGGCUGCUAUUCAACUUGUACCUCUCCGGGCCCUUUGCCAUUUCUGGACAGCCAAAUUACGUCGCCAAACGAAAUGUCGUCAAGCUAUUCAGCUAGACAUGCCAGACUCGAUGAUCCUCAAGGAUGGCAUGCAUCAAGUGGCUCGACCGGAUUGCUGAAGAUAGAUUAUUUACGACAUACAACUAUUACGGGGCUUAAAGUACAAGGGGCCACUCCCUAUGGGACGUGGAGUCCGUCGUAUACAGUUCAAUACAGUAAUGAUGGAGAAAAUUUUAAAAGUUACGUAGAAUCUGGAAGUGAAAAGACCUUUUCAGGCCCAGGAAGUACCACUACCAUCGUUGAAAGACCUUUCUCACAUCCUAUAUUUGCAAGAUUCUUACAAAUUUCGGCGGCACCGCCCUCAGGACCUUAUCCCUUUCCCGUUUUAAGAAUAGAAGUUCAGGGCUGUGAUUCUACGGAUGACUGGUUCAGUGGAAUGCCUCUUGGCAUGUCCAAUAAACUCAUUUUGGACUCCCAAUUGAAUGUAUCGUCCUCGAUGUAUUACACAUCCGGUGCCGGCAAUGGAAGAAAAAAUGGACAUGGUGGUUGGAUAGCAGCGGACGGUGAUAAAAACCCUUGGUUUCAAGUAGACUUCAUCACGAACGUGACUGUGAGCAGACUUGACGUGGAGGGGUUGUCCGGCACUGCGGAUGGUGUCACGAAAUACACAAUUGCGUCUAGUGAUGACGGCAAGGUUUUUUCAGUCUACAAGAAGGUCGAACAACAAACAGAAAAGGUAUUCAUUGCGGGCAUUCAAUUUAUUUUCCCCCAUAUCUUCGGGCGCUUUAUUCGCAUUCAACCAAAGGAAUGGAAUGGUUUAUGCGCGAUUAGAGUGGAAUUUUAUGGUCGAUACGAAGGAUGCGGGAACCCAAAAGCACUCGGCAUGGCAAGUGGGGAGAUAUCCGAUCGCCAGUUAACUGCCGCAAGCGAAGCAAGUGGCGCGCCUGCAAUUUACGGUAGACUCGGCGGAAAAGUUGGUUGGAGGGGUGAAGGAUCAAUAUCAAGUUUUGACGACUGGUAUCAGGUGGAUUUUGUAAAACGUGCUAAAGUGACUGCGAUAAAGAUGGAAGGAGAAGUAUCAUCUUCUUUUAUUCAGACAUUCAAGCUCUCCUACAGUAGUAAUGGAAUAGAUUUUGUUGAAUAUUGGGAUAUUCAGAAACCUGCAAAG
Messenger RNA from Dendronephthya gigantea, 2065 nucleotides. Its product is annotated as lactadherin-like. The transcript is spliced from 10 exons. The annotation marks the transcript as partial. The record is from RefSeq and is a predicted model, not a curated record. NCBI's taxonomy places the organism in Eukaryota, Metazoa, Cnidaria, Anthozoa, Malacalcyonacea, Nephtheidae.